AUGUCAUUCCCUUCCGGUUCUUCUUCAGUUCCCCAUAACUCAAAACCGGAACCAGAGGAGUCGGUAGCAUCAGCUAUACCUAAGGUUUAUUUGCAUGAUGAUGGCUAUUUUAUCUACCGUUUUGAAUCUGAGCAAGACAAAGCCAGUAUCAUGGAGAAUGGCCCCUACACCUAUAAUAACAGACCCUUGAUAUUGAAGACAUGGACGCUUGAGUUCCAGAUGACCAAAGAACCUAUUUGUCUAAUUCCACUAUGGGUCUGCUUUCCUAGCCUUCCAGUACUGUACUGGAAAGAGGAAAACUUAGGAAGAAUUGCAAGCUACCUAGGGAAACCUAUAUGCGCAGAUAGACUAACAGUACAUGAAGAUAGGGUGUUAUAUGCUAGAGUCCUAAUCGAGAUGGAUGUGUCUCAACCUCUACCUGAGGAGAUGACUAUUGAAAAAGCUGAUGGUAGCCUUUGGAUGCAAAUGAUCGAGUAUGAAUGGAGGCCAACAUUAUGCCAAAAGUGCUUGUAA
This is a messenger RNA of Nicotiana tabacum (common tobacco), 513 nucleotides long. The record is from RefSeq and is a predicted model, not a curated record. NCBI's taxonomy places the organism in Eukaryota, Viridiplantae, Streptophyta, Magnoliopsida, Solanales, Solanaceae.